Messenger RNA from Gorilla gorilla gorilla (western lowland gorilla), 1174 nucleotides. Its product is annotated as putative ubiquitin carboxyl-terminal hydrolase 17-like protein 23. The coding region runs from base 284 to 1174 and encodes 296 amino acids. Gene Ontology annotation, cellular component: nucleus; cytosol. Gene Ontology annotation, molecular function: cysteine-type deubiquitinase activity. NCBI's taxonomy places the organism in Eukaryota, Metazoa, Chordata, Mammalia, Primates, Hominidae. The record is from RefSeq and is a predicted model, not a curated record. Gene Ontology annotation, biological process: protein deubiquitination; regulation of apoptotic process. The transcript has 2 exons.
GAUUCAGGUGUUCUAGAAGUCAUGAUGUGGGCUGUGCCUGUUGAAUUCCCAGCGAUGCAAGGGGACACACCCUGUGACUCAUUCCUUAAUUGAGUGCUGAUAUUUGAUUGGUUUAUGGAGCACCUGAUGGGUGGGUGGGGUGUUCGCGGUUGGUGGGGGUGAGUUCUAUAAGGGCUGAUGCGGCCAGAGAGCUCGUCAUUUGAAGACUCUCUCGGAAGAGAUAGCGUCUUUCUGCAACCUGCGGUCCCAGCAGAAAAACCUUGUGAUCCUUGUUCCAGGCGACAUGGAGGACGACUCACUCUACUUGGGAGGUGAGUGGCAGUUCAACCACUUUUCAAAACUCACAUCUUCUCGGCCAGAUGCAGCUUUUGCUGAAAUCCAGCGGACUUCUCUCCCUGAGAAGUCACCACUCUCAUGUGAGACCCGUGUCGACUUCUGUGAUGAUUUGGCUCCUGUGGCAAGACAGCUUGCUCCCAGGGAGAAGCUUCCUCUGAGUAGCAGGAGACCUGCUGCGGUGGGGGCUGGGCUCCAGAAUAUGGGAAAUACCUGCUACGUGAACGCUUCCCUGCAGUGCCUGACAUACACACCGCCCCUUGCCAACUACAUGCUGUCCCGGGAGCACUCUCAAACGUGUCAUCGUCACAAGGGCUGCAUGCUCUGUACUAUGCAAGCUCACAUCACACGGGCCCUCUACCGUCCUGGCCAUGUCAUCCAGCCCUCACAGGCAUUGGCUGCUGGCUUCCAUAGAGGCAAGCAGGAAGAUGCCCAUGAAUUUCUCAUGUUCACUGUGGAUGCCAUGAAAAAGGCAUGCCUUCCCGGGCACAAGCAGGUAGAUCAUCACUCCAAGGACACCACCCUCAUCCACCAAAUAUUUGGAGGGUACUGGAGAUCUCAAAUCAAGUGUCUCCACUGCCACGGCAUGUCAGACACCUUUGACCCUUACCUGGACAUCGCCCUGGAUAUCCAGGCAGCUCAGAGUGUCAAGCAAGCUUUGGAACAGUUGGUGAAGCCCGAAGAACUCAAUGGAGAGAAUGCCUAUCAUUGUGCUCUUUGUCUCCAGAAGGCGCCUGCCUCCAAGACGUUAACUUUACAUUCAGGGAACAUGUCCAUCUUCGUCAGCUUUAAAAGUUUUGCACCAAAUGUGUUAACUGCAGUUGCACCAUACCAUGCGUAA